This is a messenger RNA of Telopea speciosissima, 1181 nucleotides long. RefSeq names its product eukaryotic translation initiation factor 4B2-like. The transcript is spliced from 4 exons. The coding region runs from base 15 to 1181 and encodes 388 amino acids. Gene Ontology annotation, molecular function: translation initiation factor activity; mRNA binding. NCBI's taxonomy places the organism in Eukaryota, Viridiplantae, Streptophyta, Magnoliopsida, Proteales, Proteaceae. The record is from RefSeq and is a predicted model, not a curated record.
UAGGGUGAAGAAAAAUGUCGAAAGCUUGGGGAGGAAUCGGUGCGUGGGCCGCUGAGGCCGAGCUUGCCGAAGAUGCCGAAGAAGCCGAAGAGCGAGAGAAUGCUGCUGCCGACGCCAAUUCUCAAGUCACCGGCGGUGGUGAGUCUUUGAGUUUUCCGAGUCUCAAAGAAGCUGCUGUAGCUGCCAAGCCCAAGAAGAAGAUGACGCUAUCUGAGUUCACCACCGGUACUUACGUUGGCCCAGGUGGAGCCAGAAGCGACUACUCCACGGUGUCUAAGGGUUUAACAACCGACGAGAUGCUCCGAUUGCCAACUGGCCCCAAGGAGAGGAUUCCCGAGGAAUUGGAGUACGGUCGCCUCGGUGGUGGGUUCCGCUCCUAUGGCCGAACAGGGCCUCUUCCUGGGCGCAUGAGUGUGAGAGGCGACAGCAGCGAUGGUUCAUGGGCUGGAGGUCGGAAAUCCUACGGGGGUUUCGAUGAUGAACGAAGAGCUCCCCCACCUUGGGCUCAGGAUUACGAUAAGCCUUCUAGGGCCGACGAAGUUGACAACUGGGCAAUGGCUAAGAAACCGCUUACUAUCUCUCCCAUGGAUUCUGGUCCUGGACGACAUGAUAGAUACAGUUCGCUUGGUAGUGGUGGUGGGGGUUCUUCUAGGGCUGACGAGGUCGAUAAUUGGGCUAUGGGGAAUAAGGCACAAGCAUCACCUCCUGCUAGAUCUAUGGGUUUCAGCUCGGGUUUCAGAGGAGGUCCGCGUGAUGGGGAUCGUGAGCGCCCACGGCUUGUUUUGGAUCCACCCAGGGGUGAUGGAGUUGUUAAUGAGUCUCCCAGAACAACCAGACCUAGCCCAUUUGGUGCAGCACGUCCCAGGGAGGAGGUUUUGGCUGAAAAGGGUCUGGACUGGAAGAAGUUGGAAUUAGAUAUUGAGUCUCGCAAAACAAGCCGGCCUUCAAAUGCCCAAUCGAAUCAUGCUGAAAGUCCUGCUCCACAGGUUCUGGAAGCAGCACCAAAACAACGACCAAAGGUGAAUCCAUUUGGGGAUGCCAAGCCUCCAGAAAUCUUACUGGAAGAGCAAGGCAAGGAUUGGCGCAAGAUUGAUUUAGAACUGGAGCAUCGUGGUGUUGACAGGUCGGAGAGAGAGGAGGAGAAGCUUAAAGAAUUGAGGUGGAGGAAUUUGUUCUUAUAA